UCUCCGGCUUCCGGCAACUCCGCGGGACCCGAACCUGCGCAGAGCACCUGAGGCCGGAGCCUUCCCGGGACCGGCUGGACGCCGAGCCCCUCGGCGAGAUGAGAAAACUGAGGCCCCGAGGAGCCCACAGUCCCACACCGAGGAGAAGCAGAAUCGGGAAUCAAACCCAGAACUCUGCAAAUUUUCUUCUUAAUUGGGAGAAGAUCCACUGGCUGAAUGGCAGCUGUAGAUGACUUGCAGUUUGAAGAAUUUGGUGAUGCAGCCACUUCUCCAGCAGCAAAUCCAGGUGCUACUACGAUACACAUCGAAGGUCCUAGUGAAAGCCCGACACACCAACGAGGACUCCCAAGAGGUUCAGGGGGAGAAGAGGAUGAUGAGUUGCUGGGAAAUGAUGACUCUGACAAAACUGAGUUACUUGCUGGACAGAAGAAAAGCUCCCCCUUCUGGACAUUUGAAUACUAUCAAACAUUCUUUGAUGUAGACACUUAUCAGGUCUUUGACAGAAUAAAAGGGUCUCUUUUGCCCAUACCAGGAAAAAACUUUGUGAGGCUGUAUAUCCGCAGCAAUCCAGAUCUUUAUGGCCCCUUUUGGAUAUGCGCCACACUGGUCUUUGCCAUAGCGAUUAGUGGGAAUCUUUCCAACUUCUUAAUCCAUCUGGGAGAGAAGACAUACCAUUAUGUGCCCGAAUUCCGAAAAGUGUCCAUAGCAGCCACCAUCAUCUAUGCCUACGCCUGGCUGGUUCCUCUUGCACUCUGGGGUUUCCUCAUGUGGAGAAACAGCAAAGUUAUGAACAUCGUUUCCUAUUCGUUUUUGGAGAUUGUGUGUGUCUAUGGAUAUUCGCUCUUCAUUUAUAUCCCCACAGCUGUACUGUGGGUUAUCCCCCAGAAGGCUGUUCGUUGGAUUCUAGUCAUGAUUGCCCUGGGUAUCUCAGGCUCUGUCUUGGCAAUGACUUUUUGGCCAGCUGUUCGUGAGGAUAACCGGCGCAUCGCAUUGGCCACAAUUGUGACAAUUGUGUUGCUUCACACACUGCUCUCUGUGGGCUGCUUGGCAUACUUUUUUGAUGCACCAGAGAUGGACCAUCACCUCCCAGCAACUACAGCUGCUCCAAACCAAACAGCUGCUGCAGCCAAGUAACUAAAGAGGAAAUUUUCUUUUCUAUUUUUUGGAGUGUGGUUCUUUCGGCCAUGGCAUCUACUGCAGGAAAGCAGAAUGACCAAGCCACAGGAAAACUGAUGGGAUGGCACCACCCUCUGGCAUCUAAAAGGGGCCACAUUGAAGUCUAAUCACCUAAUUUAACAAACAGUAAUUAAAUGUUAUUCAGUACAUGUGUCUUUCAGCUCUUCUUUCUCACCUGUCAGUUAUCAUCAGAACUAUAUACACUGAUUUGGAACAAAAUACAAGGGAACGCGGUAGUUGUGCCUUCCAUUUGCCUCUCUCUGUCAUAUGACAUGCUUCAUGUUAGGUCCGCCCUUACUUACUGUGUGAGUGGAUCCAUCCUAACUUGGGAGGACUUUCUUCUGAAUUGUGUACAGAUGUUCCUCUAAGGUGGUCCUCUUCUCUCCAAAUGCUUGCCAUCCUACAGUGGCCAAAAUGUAUGGACUUUGGUUUGAAUUCAUUGGGAGCCUGAAAAUUUGUCUUUGGUGACUUGACGCUGGGCAACCGAACCUAAUUAUUGCAAAAUAAAUACCUCAUAGAAUGUC
This is a messenger RNA of Nyctereutes procyonoides (raccoon dog), 1700 nucleotides long. RefSeq names its product Yip1 domain family member 1 (gene YIPF1). The record is from RefSeq and is a predicted model, not a curated record. Gene Ontology annotation, molecular function: small GTPase binding. Gene Ontology annotation, cellular component: membrane; Golgi apparatus. Bases 217 to 1134 code for a protein of 305 amino acids. The transcript has 11 exons. Gene Ontology annotation, biological process: vesicle-mediated transport. NCBI's taxonomy places the organism in Eukaryota, Metazoa, Chordata, Mammalia, Carnivora, Canidae.